Molecule: messenger RNA, 5563 nt
Organism: Xylaria bambusicola
Lineage: Eukaryota; Fungi; Ascomycota; Sordariomycetes; Xylariales; Xylariaceae
Exons: 1
Coding region: 384-5042 (1552 amino acids)
Source: RefSeq, a predicted model, not a curated record
CGGUGAAGAACACUGUACAUGCGACAGUUCUGACGCUCAGAGACGUACUAAGUACUAAGCGCUGGCCCCGCAUCGGCCCCCCGCCACCCCAACUCGAGCUAAGAGCUGGGGCCCCUAGCGCCGAGGGCGUGUAGAGGGGCUGUAGCGUGUACAGCGCCUACUUGUUUGGGCAGUUCAAGGCGCUGACCCGUGUUAGCCCAAAGUAAACAAACUACUUUUUUUAGUGUUCACCAUCUAAUCCCUAGCAUCAGUCACUGCACCAACCUCACCUAUUGAGUUCGUUGCUGUAAGAGUAGAAUAGCUUACAUUACCAGCUUGAUGCAUGCCUCUAUCUACGCCAACUAGCUUAUACUUGGGGACCGUGACGCGCCCAUGCUCUUGCAAUGGCAGACGCCGACUACUUCCUUGACCUCUCGUCUCCAGACCCCUUGGCCGACGAGGUCCCCAGCUCAGUACGGCCCGCGUCACGUCGCAUCACCAAGUCGCAACACGACCUCUCUGCCUUCUCAAUACCGCAAAGCAGCCCGCGAAGAGGUUCACGUGCCCAGUCACCCCGGAAGCGGACCUUCCAGCUUGAUGUCGGCGACGAGCGAUCCCCUCAGCGAAUACGUGUGACUGUUGAGGCCGAGGACGGCUUGAAACAGAGCGCAGUUAAUCGCACACUGUUCCCGCCACCAGCAUCGCCCACGAGGAGUCCGCGUCGCCGUGAGACGAUAACAACAACGACUGUGCCACUAAAUGACGAACCGAAUCCAGUAGGCGGUGGUGUUGGCACUCCCCAGAAGCGCGGCAGGCCACGACGCAUUAGUAAUGGGACGCCAAUGCCGAGAGGGCGUAAGAGAGCGGGAACUCCAAUACAAAGAAGCUCGAAACAGGUCCGACAAGAAUAUGAACCAUCAUCAGAGACUGGCAUCUCCAACGACGCAUCGGCCGAUGUGAAUGGUGAUGGCGGUGAGGCAACACCAAAACCUAAGACUAGGACCCGGAAGACACCCAGGAAGCUGGCUGGAAAUACACCUGUCCCAUCUUCGCAAGCGUCUAGCAAGGCAACUGGAAGGAAACGUGGUCGACCUCGGAAGGUGCCUAUAUCUGAAGAACCAGGUGUCCUCACUGGAGCCAGCGCCCAGACUACCAAUGCAACAAUACUUGAUCUGCCGCCAUCAGAAGCGAAUAUAGAAGAUGGCACUGAUAAGUCGCGGAAUUUGGAGGAGGCAGAGGGGCCAAGGGGCCAUGUCAGCGAUAACAAUGUUCAUCCUACACCAAGCCUUCCCAAACAGAGGGCUGGCACAAUAUCUCCACCACAGAAUCCUUCUCAGGAUCACACAAGAAUAGAGAGAUCUUCAGUUUCACCUACCUCAUCACAUCAAUUAGCUGCCGAAAAUGAUGAUUUCAUGAUGAUGAGCGAGGACUAUCAAGGAGCGGAAGCACACAGUGACCUUCAAUCUACAGAUGAUGAAGAUGGUAUUACACAUCAUGGUCAAGAUACAAUAGCAGACGCUUCCGACUUUAGUAUGAUUGCGGUAGAGUCUCUACCCUCCUUUCAGGCCUCUUUUCGAGCUUCUUUGCAGGAAGAUACCACCAAACUCGCCUCGGAUCAUUAUGAAAUGGGUGAACAAACAAGCCAUAUAAUUAAUCAGACGCUAGAAUCGUUGCGGCACAGUUUACGCACUGGAACAGAAAUUGCCUCGCAUGCCUCGGAGGCCCAGGAUGACACUCAAAGAACAGAAGACCGUGGAGAAGUUGAAGAAGUGCAGGAAGAGACUUCCGCGACGGCCAAUCAGGAAGACAGGCGAGGUUUAUUAAGCAGCCCAAGAAGGCCAAAACAGUUACUACCAUUAAGUCGUCAGGUCUUUGUGGGAAGAGGAGGUGUCGAUGAUUCGUUCUCCACUAUUCCAGAUAGCAUUCUUCAUGCUGCUACGCCAAGACGUCUUCCUGCUAAGACGACAGAUAGCGAAUACGAAUCCCAAGCUAGGCAAGCGGACACUUACAACGAUUCAUUCUCGGAGAUACCAGAAGCUGUUCUAGAAGCUGCCACUCCGAGGCCGGCGAGACGUGUAGAAUCGUCACCUCACAUAUCUAUGGAAGGAAAUGAAGACCGCCACCAGAUUACUCGCCCACCAGCUCGCAGGGCUAGUCCGGACUAUGGGUCAAAUCGGCUUCCCACACCAGAAGAUACCUCAUCCUCGAAUGGUGGCUCUAGGAAAGCCCACGAAGAAGACGCAGGGGCAGCACUGGAACCUCAGGAUCAGUCCGGCUCAGUCCACCAUCCAGAUGUACCCUCGUCUCCACCUAUUAGAACUCGACCCCGUGCUUUAGAUUUUGGAUAUUCAAACCUUCAAAACGAGCUGAGUACUGUGCAAGAGAAACAGUCUUCAUCGCCUCAAAGGCAGCCAUACGGGAAAAUUGCACCAAGCCAGCUUCAUUCUUUGGAGGCCCCACAUCGAACCUCACGACCCUCUCUUUCGCCAAUCGUCAGAGUUGGCCGUACUCUUCAAAAUGUUAUGUCUGACAAUUCCUCUCCAGAUAAUCGAGAAGCAAACCUAGGGAGUCCAUUCAGAGGAUCUGCGAGCAGUGAUCACCUACACCAGUCACUUGUCCCGGGAUCAUCCUCUCCGUCUAUUCGGGCCCAAAAAGCUUCUAACAAUUCACAAUUCCUCACUGGUUCAUCCUCUCGACUAGGCAGAAGUUUUCGGUCUAAUCUAAAUCAAAACUCCGGGCAUGUGUCGCAGGUUUCUGAUAAAGUCGCGCAUUCCAUCAUGCCAGAAAAUGGUGCUAGUUCAAGGAUCGAACAACUAAAGGACUUGACGGAGCGUCAUUCACCCGAGGCUCUCGCAUUGUCCCAGACGUCUUUCAUGUCUCGUCCUGCAGAGAAAGUUGCGGCCGAUUUGGGCGAAGAGGCACACAGGGCCACACAGGGCCAUAGUGCCCCGCAAACGAGUCGACAGGAGCUAUCGUCUCGGGCGGCGAGUAGUGUUGAGGCGGACGUUGUCGAAACGCAUGGCACAGGCUUGAGCUAUGGUGCUACUGCUGAUCUAGGCACAUACAUGGAACGAGAUCAAAAUCUUUGCAACGAACUUGCACAACACACGGAUGAGGAUCUUAAUGAUCGAUUUGAUGAUCACGUUGGCGACGAUGAGUAUGACGGCGAUGAUAUUGAUGUUUGGGAUAUUGAAGCAUCCCGCGCAUCGCCCGGUAAACCAGAGUCAGCUCUAACUACUUCAGGACCAACAAGAAAACCAGACGUGCCGUCAUCUAGACGAAGUAAGGUCCCAAGUCCAUGGAGAAGGAACAAUAGACGACUGAUCUACAAAGAUGACAUUGCAAGCUCAUCUCAAAUAGAAAUUGAGACGAGCUCACAGAGUGACAUUGAGCAAAAUCUCACGAUUCCGCCUACUCAAGGCCCGUCGGUUUCACAGUCCCAACAGGAUACUCAGACUAGGGUGGCUGAUCUAGAACCUGUGCAUCCAGAUUCUAUGCCCGAAGAUAUACAAAUGUUAGAUAGCAAUACUUCUCCGAGUCCCAGUCAUGGUGGCUUUGAAGAUUACGCGGGACUUGCCGACUCGGAUGAACCUGACGACAUAGAUGAAAUUGAGGCACCAGUUAUCUCGGGACAAACCCAGAGGUCACCGAAUCCAAUGCAUGAAGAGCUCCAGGAGUGGGGAAACCACGAGGAGCCCCAGGAACUCGAGCGUUCACAAGCUCUCGACAUGCCGCCAACUUUCGAGACAUCUAUGAAUGCUUCUGAGUAUUCAAUGGUAGCCCAACAGGCAAAACAGACACCCCAAGAACAGAAGAAACCUGCUCCAACUAAAUCCGGAUUUUUCGGUGGAUUUGACAUUCUGUCAUUCUUCUCAUCGCCUGCAGUAUUGCCCACGAAUAAGUCCGGAUCCAAGCCUCCCGAGUCUAUUAAUAAAGCUGUAGUUCCCCAACCAAGUCUGGGUACCAAGCAACAAAAAGAACCUCCAAAAGCAUUUUGGUCAACAGGCCUAUUCCCGACGAUGCCUCGAAAAGAGGCCGGCCCAAUUGCUAGGCGAAGAAUGGAUCAAUCUUCCCCAGGUCCAGCUUUACGCUCAACUGAUACUGUAGCUGACACGUAUGAACCUUCGACCUCAGCCUCACCUUCGCCUUCCCGAUCUCGUACGACAUCAGCUGCUCCAUCAACGCCUGAACGUCAAAUGUUUCCACCAAUAGAACAAAAGCGAAAUUUCACACCACGGCCUGGGCAGAUGAAAGGUUCGCUGUUCACGUCGAGGCAAUCAAACCACUCAGCUGUUCAACGCGAAGCCAGUAGUGACUUUGAAGAAUCUAGUGAAGAGCAAGAAUCUUCUGCGCUUACAGAAAGCUCUGAGUAUGAACGUGUACCUCCCAGUGAGAAGCCCUCUCAAUGGGACCGAAACCUCUCGCCUACCAAAUCAUGCUUCCGCUCACCACUCAAGCCAACAACGCCAGGCCGGAUCGUAGCUUUCUCAAACAGUGCCUUAGGUCCUCUAGCCCAGGUUCAACCAGGAAAUAUAAUGCAUAAUAGCACGAACGCACAUAAUACUAUUUCGCAGGGCCCCCCUCUUCGGCCCGCUUUCGAGGGUAAGGAGAAUCAACAAUAUCCACACACUCAACAGAUCAAAAGCGCCAACAAUAAUUCUGUAGAUAAAACCAAUUCCGAUCGCUCUACCGUCUCGCGAGACUAUCAACAACCCCUUCGCCCCAAAGUGUUGACAAAGACAAUGAGCUUUGCGUUGUCCCAGAUGGAGUGGACAAAACAGCAUUGGUGCCGUCUCGACGAGAUGCUUCAGCUCCGCCGCCGUGACCCCUUACGCUUCCAGCAGGCGUGCCCACUCCCACCCCGCGACAGGCGCCGCUCGACGGCGUUGGUAGGGAAGGAAGUUUCGGCGCAAGAUGCCCGCUUGAUCCUGGAACCAUGGCAUCUCGAGAUCGUCGAGGCCUUCAAGCUCGAGGUCGGCGGCUGGGACGAGCGUGUCCUCGCCAAGAGACUGUUCGCUCUCAUCAUCGGCGAAGAAAAGAGGCGGGCCGGCGCCGUUCGGUAAAGUUAGUUUAUACUCAAGUUUUCUUGUCUGCACCCCUUUCUGUUUUAUAUACCAUUGGCGUGUUUUGCAACUUCGGAGGUUGGCUGGGCGUUGUUAUUCUGAGAAAGAAAAUUCAAGGGAGACGAAAUCGAAGUCUUUUUUUUUUUGGAUUGGAAAUUGCAUGUUGGGGAACAAAAGAGGCGUUAUUCCAAUGUUGGCUUGCUGUUUGAUCCUCGAGGAUGUUAUAAAAAAAAAACGGUUGGCCUGAGAUACCCCCCUUUCGCACACACAGGAUACAAGGUAUGAAUUGCUGAAAUCUUGCUUUUUGUCACGGGUUGUGUGGAAAUGAAUGGGUGUGGGCAAACACUUACUUACUUGUAUAUGUACGUGGAGUUGAAUGGAAGCAUGGGCGGCAUUGUUCUAGAUAGUAACAUGACCGGCACAGCCGUGAUGAGAUGUAGGGGUGAAGGAUGGCGCGUACAUUGCAUGGAACAUAAGCAUGUCACAAUCAUGAAGGACUAGAAUAUAGUGCACAUUAUAUG